Messenger RNA from Cheilinus undulatus (humphead wrasse), 3447 nucleotides. Its product is annotated as zinc finger protein 771-like. Gene Ontology annotation, biological process: regulation of transcription by RNA polymerase II. Gene Ontology annotation, molecular function: DNA-binding transcription factor activity, RNA polymerase II-specific; RNA polymerase II transcription regulatory region sequence-specific DNA binding. The record is from RefSeq and is a predicted model, not a curated record. The coding region runs from base 80 to 931 and encodes 283 amino acids. Gene Ontology annotation, cellular component: nucleus. Lineage: Eukaryota; Metazoa; Chordata; Actinopteri; Labriformes; Labridae. The transcript is spliced from 2 exons.
AACACGCUACCACGGCGCUCAGUGGAGUAAAGUUCUCCUGAAUUCGUCCUCUAACCGAGCCGCUAACCGAGCUUUUAAAAUGUCUAAAAUCGAGAUGUUACGGCUGCUGAUCAACCAGCGGCUCACCGAGGCCGCGGAGGAGAUCUUCGGGGUGUUCGGGAGAACCAUCGCCGAGUACGAGGAGGAGAUCUCCCGCUCCAAGCUGGAGAUCGACCGCCAACGCCGGCUGCUGGACCUGGCCAGGAAGCCGAGGAUCUCUCUGGAGUUCAACAGCUCUGAGCUCCAUGGGCGGCUGGACUGGAGCUCUGGUCUGGAUCCGAGCAAGACUGAACCUCCUCACAUAAAAGGCGAGGAAGAGGUGGUGGAGGACAAUGAGGAGGAAACGGUGGAGCAGAACAAUGAAAGUUUUUUUAUAUUCCAGAACAGCAGUGUAAAAAACGAGGAAGAGGAGGAUGGCCACGUUACCCCCUCCACCUCAAAUUUCCCGUGUCAGGACUUGGAAAUGGACCCUCAGCCAGGCCCCUCUGUCCCUCAGAGCUCCUCAGACCUGGAUGAAGACGUUCCUGAAGCUUCAGAUCCAGGUCAGGAUAACGGUCAGCUGGACUGUUUCGAAGUGGAGCAGCCGCUGGCAGAGGUUCUGGGCUCAUACAUCUGCUCCGUCUGUGGCUUGGUGUUUGAUCGGCGAACUCAAUGGGCCGAACACAUGCAGGUGCACCGCAAGGGGGACCCCAAAGGGGACCGGUCAUUCACCUGUGCCAUCUGUGGGAAGAGACUCACGCGCUUUGACGGUUAUCAGAAACACCUCAGAGUGCACACGGGGGAGAAACCGUACGGCUGUGCUCAGUGCGGCCGAAGAUUCAGUGACAACUCCAAUUACAAACGACACAUUCGCACUCACAUGGGACAGAAAACACAGCAGAGCUCAGGGUGAUGGACAGAGACUGAGGACAGAGUGGAGGGUCAAACCUUCAUCAAAGGAGCUUUAAUGCACUCAGCCAUGAAAAUCAGCCAAAACAUAUUUGAUAUGAAUAGGUAUGAAGUUCUUCCUGUUUCUUUGUUUUCUCACAAACGCAACACUCCUGAGAAUUUCUUCUUUCUUCUGUGCAGCUGUUGCUCAUCUAGUUUCAUCUGUUUUUGCUUUAUGGAGUCUGUGCAUCUAUUAGCUCUUGCAUGGUAGUUUUGCUCUCAGCCUGCAGUGAUAGUUGCAAGACAGUCUUACAGCCCAUGAGUUGCUCUGUUCUCCUCCACCAGUUACUUGUCCUGACUGAUUGCUUCCAGCACCUGUUGAGGUUUGUUUAAUUAAUGGUAUACCUCCCCUUUAUUCAUCUUUUGACCUUUUUCUUAUGAGCACCGUUAUGACCUAAUGAGUGGGAAGAGUAGGAAAAAUGUAUCAUCAGCCUCCUCCAGGUUGGUCUGUGUUGUUGUGUAUUUCAGCAUGUUAUGAGCGUUGGAGUUGAAGUGGCUGCUCGCAGUAAACAAUGAAGUGUGGAGUGAAUUUUCAAUCUCAUGAGGUUGCAUGCAGUUUGUGACAGUGGAAGCAGCAACUUGAGGUAUUGAUCACGUGUCUUAGCACUUUAUACUGGUAUAGAAGUGCCCCACCAUAUAACCUGCAGCCAACUUUAGAUGAAAAUGGUAUUGAAAGUGCAGCUUAUACACCAGAAUUUACAGCAGUCAAGCUCUAGUAUGUUCUUUUUUGCUCACCAGGUCAUACUGAUAUCACAUCCAAUUUCAUGUACCAUUGACAUAAAGGAAAUCAGACCUAUCACCUGAUGGAUAAAGUCUAGUGGUGGAUGAAAAAGACUGGAGUGACAUAUCUGGCACUUAUGUCAUAAGCAAGUACUGACCUUUACCUUUGACCUCCAAAAUAUAAUAAUUUCAACCUGGACUCAUGUCCAAAGUUCCAUAAAAAAUCAUCAUAGUGUUCUUGAGACUAGCCAGGACAUACCAAAACCAUAUCACCAGCAUGGGGGCAUAAAAGCUGUCACCAUAACGUUGGACAUUGCUUUGCCUAGCAUCUAGGAUGUAUUUUGAUUUGCAAAAAAGAUGAACUAACACUCAUAAAUGUCAAUUUAGUGUCUUUUAUACUUGGCCAGGGCAUCAUACAGACUAAGGGUAAGAGCCAAAUCACGCUCUUUGUAGCCUGUAUGCUGCCAUUGCUCAGAAUUAUAGACACUAAAAGGGCAUGUAUCUGUGCUGGCUGUUAAGUUUUCUUUAAAGUCCUUUUUAAUCAAACGGCCAAUACGUUUAUGUUAUUUGGAGUUUAAGUGUGCAUAUUUUCACUUUUUUAAAAUCUUUUGAUUUAGAAACGAGCUUCUGAAACUCUGAAAAAUGCCACGAGGGGCAUGUGAAUAACAAUACUGUCAUUUUUAGGAAGGCAUGUGGGAAAACAACAAGGUACAAUGCAAAAAUAUUUAUUUAUAGUUGUGUUUUUGAUGUUAGGGGCUUACAGUUUUUUCCUUUGGUUUUCAAACAAGAAAAAUGAAACAGAUAGUUAAAAAUGUAUUAAUGGUAGUGGCAAACAACAUAGUGGUACUUCAGGGUUCGUCUUUCACCUCUGGCUGAUAUGUAUGUCUGAAAUAAUUCGAUAUCGCCUCCUCUGUUCUAUAUUUUCUGUUCUAUAUUUUUAGUUAUGUACUGGCAUUAUCUGAAAUAUAUUCAGUAAUUUUCUAAGCCAGGGAAAUUGUUAUUUUUAUAUAAUUGCAUCGGUAUGUCAUGGCUGAUGUUUAUGCAUGACAAAGGAACCAGGGAUUACGAACCCACCACAAUAUCAAUUAAUUGGGUGUGGUCCCAUUAGACAUUUCAAGCUUAAAAAUGGAAUUCCUGUUUUGUUUCACAAAUGAUCCCAGAAUGCUUGCAAAUAGCUUUGCAGCCUGGAUCAGGGAGGCCACUUUUAACCACUUUUCCCCCUCAUCAUGUGAUAUUCAUCCAUGGAUUAAGAAUGGAUUUGUUGUUAAAUACGCCUUCUGGAGAGUACUUUUUAGAGUCCUUACUUCAGAACAAGAAGACAGCAGUGAAGGUUGGGGGGCUGAACUCGUAAUCUUUAAACAUUUUGAUUUAGAGCCUUCCAUAGGUGGAAAUUACAUUAUUUGCAGUUUAAACAAAAGAGGAAGAGUAUUGUUAUUGUAAUUCUUUUGCUGAGCCAACUUUCCUACAACUCUUCGUAUUUGUGUGACUAUGAUGGUGGACAAAGAAAAAAGCAUAUGUUGUAUUUUUAUUUAUUUUUAUUUUUUUUAAGAGGAACUGUACAGCUCUUCACAAAUGAAUAAAAAGUUUUCUUACAGUCUCUCAUGGUCCGGUUUGAUGUUGAAUGUGUUUUUAAAAAUAUGUGAAUACUUGAGGUUUGAUUAAUUCAUUUUUACAGCAAUCAUAAAGAUAUUAAGAAGGCUGUUAGAGAGGAAAGUUAAGUUUUGUAUUUUGAACUUCAGGAUCAUUUGGAUCUCUGUAAGG